AUGGAUAGUUCUCAUUUAAAAAUUUUAGCAAAAUUUUUGCAAAAGGAUGUUCAAGAAAAUUUAAAAAUAAAAGCAUUGAAUGAAGUAUUAGGGUUAACAGGUAGCAGAGAAGGAUGUUCAGUAAUCGAAAACCCUGAAAUUGGAUUAUUAUUAAUUGAUUGUUUAAAAAGUCAAAAUGAAAUUAUAUCUAAAACAACUUGCCUUUCAUUAGUAAAUAUAUCAGCUUUUCAAAGUGGAGCGAAAUUUUUAUUAAGUGAAGAAUUAAAAUGUGUACGUAUGGAAUUAUUAAAAAGCCUUGUUAGCCAUGUGGUUAAUUCAAAAAGCAAGGUAGCAGAUGCAGCCUGUAUGGUUUUAGCAAAUUUAACUCAACAGGAUGAAAAUGCUAAAAUAGUUUUCAAUUGCCUAAAUGAAGCCAACAUUUCAUUAUUAGAUCUGAUUAAUAUUUUUGUAGCUGUUAAAUACAAUGAAAAAGAAUGUAAUUUAAAUUAUUUAGGAUUUUUUUUAUUAAAUUUGUCACAAAUCAAUGACUUUCGAAAAUUAUUGUUGGAACCAAACACAUCCCUAAUUAAAAAAUUAUUUCCUCUUAUUCAGCUUUCCGAGUCUUCAGUUAGAAAAAAUGGAGUGGUUGGAAUUAUAAAAAAUUGUUGUUUUGAUUCAGACUAUCAUGAAUGGCUAUUAUCUUCAGAUAUUGAUGUGCUUCCAUAUUUGCUUUUACCAUUAGCUGGUUCUGAAGAAUUUGAUGAUGAAGAUAAUGAAAAAUUACCUAUCGAGCUACAAUAUCUGGGGGAAGAAAAAACACGAGAAUCAGAUCCUACAGUUCGAAAAACAAUUUUGGAAGCUCUUUUGCAGCUUUGUGCAAAAAGAAAAAACAGGGAAUUCAUGAGAGAGAAAAAUGUUUAUGUUAUCCUUAGAGAAUAUCAUAAGUGGGAAAAAGAUAAAAAUAUUCUUUUGGCUUGCGAAAAUUUAGUUGAUAUUCUUAUUAGAACUGAAGAAGAAAUAAAUGAAAAUAAUUUAAAAGAUUUGGAAGUCCCUGAAAAGUAUAUUGACAAAUUUAAUGAAAUGGAUGAGCUUUAUCUUAAAGAUGAUUAA
Molecule: messenger RNA, 1089 nt
Organism: Pediculus humanus corporis (human body louse)
Lineage: Eukaryota; Metazoa; Arthropoda; Insecta; Psocodea; Pediculidae
Exons: 7
Coding region: 1-1089 (362 amino acids)
Source: RefSeq, a predicted model, not a curated record